Molecule: messenger RNA, 3485 nt
Organism: Rhea pennata
Lineage: Eukaryota; Metazoa; Chordata; Aves; Rheiformes; Rheidae
Gene: WBP4
Product: WW domain binding protein 4
Exons: 10
Coding region: 72-1265 (397 amino acids)
Biological process (GO): mRNA splicing, via spliceosome
Cellular component (GO): nucleus; precatalytic spliceosome
Molecular function (GO): protein binding; RNA binding; zinc ion binding
Source: RefSeq, a predicted model, not a curated record
GUGGCCCGCCCAGCGGCUGGUGGCGGCCGGAGGGGAGCGGCAGCGGCGGCAGCGCUGCCGGGGCAGCCGCGAUGGCCGAUUACUGGAAAUCUCAGCCAAAAAAAUUCUGUGAUUACUGCAAGUGCUGGAUAGCAGACAACAGACCUAGCAUUGAAUUUCAUGAAAGGGGAAAGAAUCAUAAAGAAAAUGUGACAAAAAGAAUUAGUGAGAUUAAAAAGAAAAGCUUGGAAAAAGCAAAAGAAGAAGAAAAUAUGUCAAAAGAAUUUGCAGCAAUGGAGGAAGCUGCAAUGAAAGCGUAUCAAGAGGAUUUGAAAAGGCUUGGAGUUAAGCCAGAUGAUGUAGGUCCCAGUUCGACACAGAGUAAAACACAGAGUAAUACAGUGGAAAUUAAAGGAAAGAAAGAAAAGAAAGAAAAGAAAGAAAAAAAGGAAAAGAAGGAAAAGAAAAAAAAGAUACCUGAAGAUACCUCAAGGCCACCAAAACUUGAAAAGAAGGAGUGGGUACAAGGAUUUUCUCCUGAAGGCUACACAUAUUACUACAACACAACCACAGGAGAAUCACAGUGGGAGAAACCUAGAGGAUUCCAAGACAGCUGUCAGAACUCUAAGACGGCAGCAGAGUGGGUAGAAGGUGUCACUGAAGAUGGUCAUACCUACUACUAUAACACACAAACAGGAGUAUCCACUUGGGAGAAACCUGAUGGUUUUGUUUCAUCUUCAAAUGAGAAGAGUCAACGUGACAAGCAUUCUAAAGAGCUUACAGAAACAGAUUCCAAAACGUCUGAAUCAGACUCUGAAAAGGAAGAUAGUGAAAGUGAAGAGCAAAGUCCAAAAAUAAAUUUCAAGAGGAAAGGAGAUAAUGGUGAAGAAACAGAGGAAAAGAAAUCUCACAAAGCUAAAAAGUUAGGCCCUUAUGGUCAAUGGCGGGAAGUUAAACAGGAAGAAGCUGUUGGUAAAGAGGAGACUACCUCAGUUUCCCAAGAAAUCUCCAGUGACGUAUCCAAGAAGACUAACCCUUAUGGAAUCUGGGAAGCAGUUAAAGAGGAAGAAGACACCUGUGAAAAAGUGGACCUGGAGCUUCCUAGUGCAGAGAGUGACAGUCUACCACCUCCAGUGCUAGAAGUUCCAGAAGAUGCAAAAGUGAUAUUUAAAGAGAAGACAGUCACCUCUCUUGGAGACCUGUCAGAAGGGGAACCAACAUUUAAAAAGAGAAAAUUUGAAAAUGGAAAAUCUAGAAACUUAAGACAAAGACUAAGUGAUCAGUAAUAUUUAACAAAUCAUUUUAGAUUCUGUUUAAGCUAGAGAGAAUCAAAAGUUUAAUAUUUUAAACAGGCUUUUAUAAAGAAAACGUUGGUUAGAAAUUAAGGAUUUAUAGCUAUUAAAACAUGAGUUGUAAUAUUUUUUUAAAUUUAUUUUGAUGUGAUUGCUUUUGGAAUGGAAGUUUGUGUUAUAUUACUUAUGCAGUAUUGUAAAUACAUUUAUUAUUUUAACCGUACCAUCUAAGUUCAAUUUGCUCAGUGUAAGCUGUUUUAAAUACGUUGUGCAAGGUUUUUUACUCCUUUUCUAAGUAUGUGAGAAUGUAGUAAUCCGUAUUUUGGGAAAAAUGGUACAGACCUUUUACUUUUGCACAAGAACUGGAUCAAUGGCGUACAAGAAAGCAGAAGCAGCCCGCAAGGUAGUUCAUGUGGAGUAGUUUCCAAGCUAAUGAGUAGAAAUAAUGUGCUUUACUAACCUUUGGCUCAUUGCUUGCAAAACAGUAGGUGGUAAGAGUUCCAACUCUUCAAACAGAUAGUUUGAAAGCUGUUUUUAGAGGAGUUGGUCACAUCAGUGCCAUGCAUUUCAAAUUACAUUCUAAAAGAAUUACUUGUCUACAUUCAUGAUAAAUGUAUUACAGUUCUGCAACCUGAUGAAUCUUGACUGUAAUAACAGCACCAGAACCACUUCUGCUGGAGUAGAUUUUUCUGUGGUGUCUUCCCAUUGUAUAUUGUGUUGUUAUUUUGUCUCUACUUGAAUUUUUCUUUCUUUUUACACAUUAAGUUUUAUUUCUUGGUCUUGAUUUCUUUUUGUCUCCCUCCCUGUAAAAAAAAAAAAAAAAUUGUAUGACAGUUCCAUGAAAAAGUGUUCCAUAGGUCUAGCCCUGCUGUAGCAUACAGCAUCCCUUUUGAGGUGAUGUUUUUGUCUAUUGGUAAGAUGGAUGUAUUGAAUAGUUGCAGACAGCAUCAGCUGGCUGCUCAUAACAGCUGAAAGGAGCUAAGCACUUUGAAGCUCCAUCAUUUGCAGUACCAUAGGAGAGAAGGAACGAUGAACAAGUAAAGCUGGCGGCUGAACUGUCCGAGAUGGCUUCACUGCCGUGCUUGGCUGUUGAAAAUAUGCAGUGUAAAUGCGUCAACGUUUUCUUGAGGGUAGUAGGUUUGAUUUCGUCAUCUAGUGGGAAUAGUCUGCCUUUAGUAUCAUCAAAGUUUUAUUGUCUGCCUGAGACAACAAAUGUAUUUACAAAUGGUGGGCCAUAAAGGUUCAAAUCAUAAAUCCAUUCGAAAAUAUGUCUUCAUUUUAACAUUCACAGUGCCUUGUUCAGGAGAGUGGUAGUCAAAAAUAGUACAGUUAAAACAUUUCUCAGAGUCCAGCUACAGCAAAAUAAAUUUGGUAACUGCUGAGCUUGAACUUCAUUGAAAAAAUGACUAUUAAUGUGUCAGGUCAGCUGGGGAAAGAGUGCAAAAUUGGGAAUCUGGUUUAUCAUGUAUUAUGAAAGAAGCCAAGAUCUCUUUUUUUUUUCCUUUUUUUAAUUCUGUGACAUUUUAUGUGCAGUUAGAGGAGAAUUAAGUAUUGGUUUUAGUUCUAUGUGUUUCUUGGGCUUCUUUGUCAAGGUUAUAGUCUUCUGAAUUUUGUUCUGAAAAAUUUGAAAGUUUUCUUUGUUAUCUAGCUCUAGGGUUUUAGGGGUUUUUGUUCUUAGUGUUAUUUGAACCUCAUGACUCAAGCAUAAGGGAACCUGUUCCUAGUUUCUAGCCUACAUGUUUUUGUGUCAGUUUACGCUCAUUUAUUCCCAAUUUACACAAGUAUUGCCCUUGAGCUAAAGUAGCUUUUCCUCUUGAUUCCAUCAUGGUGUGUUUUGUUGUUUGGGAUUUUUUUGUGUGUUUUUUCUUUUGUGUGUGUGUGUGUGUGUGUGUGUAUGAAUCAAAUGAAGUAUGAAUCUUCAUUACCCUGCCAGCACUUUACUUUUCAUCCAUUCCAGUCUGAAUUUGUCUAAGCUCUAUAUUUGAAAAAGAUUAAGGCCAUGCAUGAUGUCACUAAUACUUCCUUGGAGUAUUGGAAAUAACUCUUGGUACACCCUUGAACUACAUUUGCUUUCAUGUGACUGCAUCAUGCUGUCUGCUCUGGGUGCCCUGUUAUUUACCAAUACAACUAGUUCUUUCUGCUCCUUUGCCAUUGCCAACUGCUGAGAUUGCAGCUGAUCAUGCUUUCAUUUAAAUAAAAAAAUUUUUUUUAUGA